This is a messenger RNA of Megalops cyprinoides (Indo-Pacific tarpon), 1739 nucleotides long. RefSeq names its product SYS1 golgi trafficking protein (gene sys1). The transcript is spliced from 4 exons. NCBI's taxonomy places the organism in Eukaryota, Metazoa, Chordata, Actinopteri, Elopiformes, Megalopidae. The record is from RefSeq and is a predicted model, not a curated record. Bases 328 to 798 code for a protein of 156 amino acids. Gene Ontology annotation, cellular component: Golgi membrane; trans-Golgi network. Gene Ontology annotation, biological process: protein localization to Golgi apparatus; Golgi to plasma membrane protein transport; Golgi to endosome transport.
CGCAAUGCUCUGUUUUAUUAUGCCCAAACUUUGCAGUGUCUGGUGUCCGUUUUUGUUGAUCUAAAAAAAACUUUAUUUAUUAUUACCUAGGUUACAUUGUCGUCUUUAGCUUACGUAGCUAUACUACUCGUUUUCCUGACUGUUGUUGGAUUUAGCUGAGUAGUGUAACUUCUGAUAACAGAGGUUCCCCAGCGCAGUAUUUUACAGGAAAUUGCCAACGGGAAAGGGACCGGGUAAGAGGAGGGUUGGGGUUGGUAUCAGGCAGCCAAAAGCACCCUUUCCUGUCAGCUGUCUGGGGCUCCCGGCUCUCCUCCCUACGGCUUAGGAAUGGCGAGCCAUUUCCGCAGUUACAUAUGGGAUCCGGUUCUCAUCAUAUCCCAGAUCAUACUGAUGCAGUGCAUCUACUACAGUUUCCUGGGGUUGUGGCUGGCUGGGGUAGACAGCCUUGUGCAGAACAACCGGUCGCUGGACCAGAUCUUCAGCUAUGAGCUUCUUGGGUUCUCUACACUCCAAGGCCGACUCUCAAUGAUGGCAUUCAUCCUGAACUCACUCACAUGCGCCCUUGGCCUGUGGUUUUUCAUCCGGCGCGGGAAGCAGUGCCUGGACUUCACUGUCACCGUCCACUUCUUCCACAUGAUUGGCUGCUGGAUCUACAACACCCACCUCCCCGCCGCCCUCUCCUGGUGGCUGGUGAACGUGGCGUGCAUGGCGCUCAUGGCGGUGAUCGGGGAGUACCUCUGCAUGCGGACUGAGCUGCGCGCCAUCCCCGUCAACAGCGGGCCCAAAUCCAACCUCUGAUCCCAGCCUGUUCCCUCUCCACGGCGGCAGGGCCUCCCACAGAUCUCAAAAGAGACAGUAAGCGCUGUGCUUUAGAGUGACCCACCGGCGUGUGGGGGGGAAGUCACAGGGUGGAAUCACUGAGGUGGUGGGACGUACACCACAGCAGCAGCAGCUGCAAGUGCGUGUGGACACGGAUCUGGGGAACAUCCGUACACUUUGCAGGGGAUUAAAGUGAGCUGUGGGACUCAGCAGUCACCCCCCCAGUGGUGGUGAUUGUUUGUUUUACAUAUCCGGCUGUGUUUAUGUGUAAACCUCUACAUUCUGUUAAAUUGCAGGCUCAUGGUUUCCACACCUACCUGAAAUUCCACUUCCACUGUGUGCUGAAAAGGAUCGGUUUUUCAAAAAAAAUUGGGUCAAUUUAAAACGAUUGAAUUUAGAGUGGUUAGUGGUGGGUGCAGUCUGACCUGAGUUUUUUUUUUUUUAAUUUUUUUAUUGCGUCAUAAAGUUUAUCUCAAGACGUGUUGAGGGUCAGUGUCCAUGUCCAUUUAGUUGUAUUAGCAGUGUUUACUGUAAUCAUGUUACACAAGAAUUCAUAGCUGUUUUUAUAAGGGCACUCUGCCCCCAUCCCCUCUGUCCAGUGCUGCUCCUGUGCUCUGGAGCAUCCAGCACCCAUGUUCUAGAUGUAGCACUGCUAUGUCUGAUUCUGAAACAUGUAAUCCAUCAUUGGGUACAGUGUCCUAAUGAAUUUAGUCUUGUGUUUCACAAGCGCAAUGCCUGUUCAUUUGUCUGCACUUUCAUUGUAUGCCUGAGUUCAGUCUUGCCUCACACAGAGCUGAGCUGCACCCUCUUUGCUUUAGCAGCUGUGUUCUUAGGCAUUCUGCUGAAGUACAGCAAGAAAUGGUUAAGAUUCAGUUAUUUUAUGAAUCUCUGUAUUCCCCUGAACUAUUAUAGUGUGCCGU